Molecule: messenger RNA, 1995 nt
Organism: Brassica napus (rape)
Lineage: Eukaryota; Viridiplantae; Streptophyta; Magnoliopsida; Brassicales; Brassicaceae
Exons: 5
Coding region: 1-1995 (664 amino acids)
Biological process (GO): DNA integration
Molecular function (GO): nucleic acid binding
Source: RefSeq, a predicted model, not a curated record
AUGACUGAUGCAAGUGAUUUCGCAGUGGGAGCAGUGUUGGGACAGCAGAAAGAUAAAAAACGGCAUGUGAUCUACUACGCGAGCAGGACAAUGGAUGAAGCUCAAUGCCGAUAUGCCACGACCGAGAAGGAACUUUUAGCCAUUGUCUAUGCUUUCGAGAAUUUUAGGUCCUACCUAGUAGGUUCUAAAGUGAUAGUGCACACAGAUCACACGGCUCUGAGGUACCUGCUGACUAAGAAAGACGCCAAACCACAUCUACUUCGAUGGAUCCUUCUACUCCAUGAAUUCGAUCUUGAAAUCAAGGAUAACAAGGGAAUUGAGAAUGGAGUCGCGAAUCAUCUGUCAAGAAUGAAGAUCGACGAAGAGACUGUUCUCGACGACAGCCAGGAACACUUCGUUUCUGCGAUCAAGAAGAGAUAUUCCCACUUACCUUGGUUUGCUGAGAUAGCUAUUUUUUUAGCUGCGGAAAAGGAACCAGUUGAGUUUACUGGUAAUGAGAAGAUGAAGUUUCUGAGGGAUGCAAAACUCUACUUCUGGGAUGAACCGCUCAUGUAUCGACACUGCAAGGACGGAAUGUUCCGACGAUGUGUUCCAGAAAAAGAGAUUCCAGGGAUCCUACAUCACUGCCAUGGUUCCUCUUAUGCCGGACAUUUUGCAGCCUUUAAGACCGUUUCAAAAGUUUUGCAAGCCGGUUUCUGGUGGCCCACAAUGUUCCGCGAUGCUCAAGCCUUCAUCUCCAAGUGCAAUUCAUGCCAACGACAAGGGAACAUCAGCAAGAGGAAUGAGAUGCCUCAGAAUUUCAUACUCGAGAUUGAGGUGUUCGACUGUUGGGGGAUAGACUUCAUGGGACCAUUCCCACCUUUGUACAAAAACGAGUACAUUCUAGUCGCAGUGGAUUAUGUCUCAAAGUGGGUGGAAGCAAUCGCUAGCUACACUAAUGAUGCGCGUGAUGUGACCAAGAUGUUCAAAUCUAUCAUCUUUCCAAGGUUUGGAGUACCUAGGGUGGUCAUAAGCGAUGGAGGCACCCACUUCAUCAACAAGGUCUUCCAAGACCUCUUGAAAAAUAAUGGUGUCAAGCAUAAAGUCGCAACCGCAUAUCACCCUCAAACAAGUGGCCAAGUGGAAGUAACAGCCUACAAGACGCCACUAGGGACCACUCCAUAUCAUCUGGUCUAUGGCAAGGCAUGCCAUCUCCCUGUGGAACUAGAGUACAAGGCGGCAUGGGCUGUCAAACUGCUCUACUUCGAUAUCAAAUCAGCCAAGGAGAGGCGUUCCAUCAAGAUUCACGAGCUCGAAGAGAUCAGGCACCUGGCUUAUGAGAGCACAAAAAUCUACAAGGAAAAGACCAACGCAUAUCAUGACAAACGGAUCAUCAGCAGAAGCUUUGAACCGAAUGAUCGAGUCUUGCUCUUCAACUCCAGGCUGAAGCUGUUCCCUGGGAAGCUGAAGUCCAGAUGGUCCGGACCGUUUACUAUCAAGGAGGUCCAACCAGAUGGAGCAAUUGUGUUGCUGGACCCGAAUGGAGGAGAGUUCGUUGUUAAUGGUCAUCGUCUGAAGCCAUACCUUGCUGAACAACAAUCGCAGAAGGAAAAAGAAAACCGAAGUUUCCCGGAGGAACAAUCCGUAGACUGUUGUCUCUGGAGAACAGCUGCUCCCUCAGGAUGGGACAAGGAGUCCGCGCAACGAUACAACACGCUCCUCAACACUGAGAUCUUUCCUACUCGAUUCGGUCAUACGAAGACCCUUGCUGCUCUUUGGCUCGAUACCGACGUGUUCAAGACGCUCAAUGCCAUGGGGAUUGCUCCCCUCUGCUACCAAACGCACAAGCUCUGCCCAGACCUCGUCCGACAAGCGCUCGCCACAGCCCAGAUCGGCUACGAUAACCCUUCAGCACCAACAUAUGAGAACUGUUCUUUCUCAUUCAUGGCCGACGGCAAGUUCUGCUCACUCUCGUUUGACCAGCUCAACGAAAUAUAUGAGAACUCGGAUGAGUGA